CUGCUGGGGCCGGAACCACCACACCUUGCUCUGUCGACAGCUUGUGUUUGCCCGCCAGGAUACGUGCAAAUAUUUGGCACCGCCAGUUCAGCACCCGCUAGUACAGUACGCGCGAGUACAGUACCCGCGAGUACAGCAGCUGCUACAACCUUGGCCCUCGUUGACGAGUGCACCUUGGGCACCCAUAACUGCCACGCCGAUGCUACAUGUGUGGACAGCAACCCCCACGUUGGUUUCACCUGUACCUGCAAUGACGGAUACCAGGGAAACGGCACAUACUGUGAAGAUAAGGACGAAUGUGCGCUUAGCCCAGCUGUCUGUGGAAGUCACACUACAUGUGCGAACCUAGUUGGUUCGUUCCGGUGUGAUUGUUUGAGCGGGUUUGAGCCUCAAAAUGAGACAUCUUGCACUGACAUCAAUGAAUGUACACUUGGGGUCAGCGGAUGUUCAGACAUCUGUAACAACACAGACGGAUCCUUCGUGUGCGACUGCCCGGCCUUUUUCAAACUGGACGUGGCAGACAACAAAACUUGCGUCGCCGCCCGUUCCUGUGACACCUCCAACCCCUGCUCUCCCUCGGACGUCUCAACAUGUGCAGUGACGGACUCCGGCUAUACCUGUGGCUGUAACUCAGGUUACAAACUGGCGGAAGGAAGUGAAACACUUUGUGUCAAUGCCAACGAAUGCGCUACCGGAGAGAACAAUUGCGACCCAACCCUCGGCAUGUGUACCGACAAUGCAGGCAGCUUCUCUUGUUCCUGUAAGGCCGGGUACACAGGGGCAGGGACCAUCGGUGCCUGUACAGAUGUGGACGAGUGUACUGCCGGUACAGCAGUGUGUGACACAAACGCUGACUGCGUCAACACCGUGGGUGCGUACACAUGUAGCUGUAAAACUGGGUACAAGAGCAUCGCUACCAACGGGACAGGAUUCCCCGGAGAGUGCAAAGAGGAUCGUUUGAUGCCUUUCGGAGCUAAUGCCGGUGACAUGAGUGUGACCGGAAGCGUCUCAAGUGAUAAAACCUCCAGUCUCAUCAACGUUCCCGACGGACUGCCUCUGUUCGGCGGACGGCUGUGCGAUACACUUUACGUUCUGGAGAACGGUCUUGUCGUCGCCACUACCCUGAAAGAGACCCAGGACUCCGUGGCCAAAACCAUUUAUCGCCACCCCACUACUGACGCGGCUGCGUUCGGCGAUCCCGUGUGCGCCGUGUUCGCCCCAUUCUGGGCUGACGCUGUCCUUGGUGGAUCAUAUCCUUCAAAGGUGUGGUAUCAUGCUUACCAGAGGAACUCUGGAAGUGACAACAUAAUCCUUGACUUAGUCAGCGAGGCGGUCAACGACAAUGGCAUGAGCGGCUUCAACGCGACUUUUCUCCUACUGGUGACGUAUGAAACCAUGGCGAUGGCGGGUGAGACAGCACGAGAAGACAUGGGGACAAACACGUUCCAGGGUGGCAUAGCAACCGAUGGAAUCCAUACCAUAGCUGGUGCCAUUUAUGAAGACGGCGGCAUGAACUGGGACCCACAGAUCACCGACAGUAAUCUGGUCGAUGGGAAGUGGCCCGCGUUCGUUGGUAUCGUCGUCGAAAGUGCAAACGGCUCGCUCAUCGUGGUAGAGAACGAAAAUUCAAGGAUGAAGACAAAGCAGGAAAACGGCGUGAAAGAUUGCAGCGGCACGAACGUAUACUGCAUGGACAGCAGGGCGGUGAGCGGUGUGUGGACCCAGGCGGACGACAACGCCGACAACUGGGUCAACCCGAGGAAGUGGUGUGCCGAUUGGUACAAUGCUGAACCGGCCGUCAGCACGUUUGCCAGUGCCGUACCCUGCCCACUGACCAAGGCCCAUGCUGACCUCGACACGAGGUUUAAAGCGGCAAGUGACGUCUCCACUGGAGGAAGAGCCUGCUAUGAACAGAACGAUGGUUCUUCUUUCACGAACGGUGGAAACAGCCUUUGCUGCUAUGGAGAAUCUGAUGGUGCCUUCAAGCUGAACAACAAAGAGAUGUCCGGCAACGUUCAUCGAUAUGCCCGGGACUCCCAGAACUACCAGGACUAUGAUGUAAAGCCCAGACAGUACUGCUGCCAGGACACCUCCAGCUCCUACUGCAGUAUGUACUUUGAGAAGAGACCAAUGAUGUCAAGUGACGGAUACGAGGCUCCUCAGCAGAGUGCUGGAGCAGGUGAUCCUCAUAUCACUACCCUGGACGGCUUCUCCUACUCGUUCAACGGCUACGAUGAGUAUCUCAUGGCAACCAACACUAGUGAUGCCCCACGAGUCUUCCAGAUGCAGGGUAGGACCAAACUGGCGGACGUCGAGCCUGGCAAGGUACCCCUGGCGACAGUAUUCAGUGGUCUAGCCGUGAAGCAGCCCACCAACGACGUUCAGAUCUAUCUGAACGGUACCGGAACUAGUGUGGACAUCUAUGUAGACAGUACAGCCUACACACAUGCUGGCAUUGAUGAUGGAAGCAACGCUGCCUUUUCUGACGGACGAUUCCAACUUGUUAAAGAUGCCGGCACGUCUGCUGUGACUGGCGUUAAGGCCAUUUUCACGUCUGGAAUCUCGGUGGAAGUGAAGGCAGGACUCGGCAUGCUCACCUACGCAGUCUCCAUGACCCCUGACAUGAAGAGCAAGCUGAAGGGCCUUCUGGGUAACUUUAAUGGCAACAAUGCGGAUGAAUUUGCCUGGCCUAACGGCACAGCGGUUUCCUUCUCCAACGCAUCCAACCCAUCUGAAGAGGAACUGUUCGAAUGGGGCCAGUCAUGGGCCCUGCGCACUACGGGUGACACUUCCCUCUUCUCCGUGUAUCCCGACGGCAAAAAUGCCGCAACAUAUGGAAACAGUACCUUCACUCCACUGUUCUUCAACCUGGACACCAUGUUCCCCAACGAGACUGACAAGGCCCGUGCCAUAGAGGUUUGUGGCGGUGCUGAUAAGAAAGAGUGCCUGUUUGACAUCGCGCUGACAGGAAACGAGGAGGUCGGUGCCGCAGCAGCAGCAGCCCUGGACGCUGUAGCCAACAGCAACGCCGCUCUCUCGAACACGCCACCAGUCUUCAAUGUGACGUCAGAGAUCCGUGCUACCGUUGGACAGGAGUACGGCCUGCAGCUGGAGGCUACAGAUGACGGUGCGGUCACCAUCAGCGUCGCACAGGGACCGGGAAGCCUCAACGGCAGUAACUACUACACAUGGACGCCGUCCGACACGUCGAACUACACCAUCCAGUUCCUCGCCACGGAUGACGUCGGUGCCUCCACAUCCCAGACCCCGGAUAUCACGGUGUGUGCGUGCCAGAACGGCGGCACAUGCAACUUUGAUACCACCCUGACGGCACGUAGCUCUGGGUUUGCCAUUGCCACGUGCAACUGUCAGCUGGGCUUCGUCGGUGACUACUGUGAGACGGACUACAAUGGCUGCUCUGUCACACCUUGCUAUCCAGGUGUAAAUUGUACCGAUGCUGUGGCGCCUCUGUCUCCCGGUGCCAAGGAGUACACCUGCGGCAGCUGCCCAGCUGGUAUGGUGGGUGACGGCGAGUCCUGUGUCGAUCUGAACGAGUGCACCUUAGCUUCCAAUGACGCCAACGUGCACCAGUGUAAGAACGCCACCUGCUUCAACGAGGCUCCUGGUUAUCGCUGCGAGUGUCUGUCUGGGUACAGCAUGAUGGCUGACAACAGGACAUGUGUCGAUAUUGACGAGUGUUCUACGGGUGCCGACAACUGCCAUGCUGAAGCCACCUGUACGAACACGGAGGGUUCUUUCACCUGUGCCUGUAAUACUGGAUAUAGCGGAGAUGGGACAACAUGCUCAGAUAUUGACGAGUGCCAGACAAACAACGGAGGAUGUGAUCGUAUCUGCUCCAACUCGGCAGGAAGCUACGCGUGCUCCUGUGACGUUGGUUUCAGACUGCAGGACGACAAACGCUCAUGCCAAGAUAUUGACGAAUGUGCAGGCCCCAACCAUGGCUGCAAACAGUUUUGUACCAACACCGCUGGUGGGUUUGCCUGCGCGUGCAAGGCGUACUACGCCCUGGCUUCAGACGGAAAGAGCUGUGAACCGGCUGUCUCCUGCAGUAACGAUACCAGCUGCACGCAGUUGUGUGCCGUCAUCAACGCUACAGAAGUCUGUGACUGCAACGCCGGGUACAACCUCGAUUCGGAUGGAAUCACUUGCAAUGACUUUGAUGAGUGUGCCAACGCUGCCAACAACUCGUGUGACCCCACUAACGGACAGUGCACCAACCUGCCCGGCACCUUCAACUGCAGCUGCAGCACCGGAUAUCAAAUCGAAGCUGGUGGAGGCACACUCUGUGACGAUAUCGACGAGUGCCAGACAAACAACGGAGGAUGUGCGCAGGUGUGCACCAACCAGGGCGGCUCCUUUGUCUGCAGCUGUAACGCUGGCUACCAGCUGAACUCUGAUGGAAGGGCAUGUGACGAUGUCGAUGAAUGUGCCUUGGGUACCGACACUUGCUCACACACCUGUGUCAACACUGGCGGCUCCUACAACUGUUCCUGUCCCGAGGGACUCAAACUGGACCUCACCAUGAAGAACUGCAUCCCGGAGAGUCAGUGUCUUGUCAAGAACUGUACUCCAAGUGGCAUUGCAUCCUGUGCUGUCAUCAACAGUGUUGAGACCUGUCUCUGUGCUGACGGGUACGAGGCCAACGAUACAAUGUGUGUUGAUGUGAAUGAAUGUUCGACGAUGUGCAAAGGUACCAACAUGCAGUGCAACAACACAGUGGGUUCAUACAUGUGCAGCUGUGUUGCCGGAUUCGUCCAGAAGACUGUGAACGGCAGCAUGACUUGUGAAGAAACGAAGGCGUUCUCGGGCUCUAUCAGGAUCACCAGCGUUUCCUUCACAUCUGACCUGGCCGACACGUCAUCGUCUGCGUUCAAGACUCUGGCCGCCAGCGUGGAGUCUUCUCUGGACACAAUGUACUCGUCUCAGCUUGGCGCAGCCUUCCAGAGCACGACGGUCACUGGUUUCACCAACGGCAGCGUGGUCACAGCCUACACUGUCAACCUGGUGUCCAACAGCACGGUCAACUCCACCUCCCUGGCAUCAGCCCUGCAGGCCGCUGUGCAGGCUGGAGGAGCCGGGGGAUUCAGCUUUGAUGCCAGUAGCAUCACUGUUGCCGAUAUCGAUGAGUGUGCCGGCGAGAACAGUUGCCAUGCCCAGGCCACCUGCGCUAACACGGAAGGGUCCUACACAUGCACAUGCAACAAUGGGUACACGGACAACUCGGCAUCUGGCGCAAAAUCAGGCUCUACUUGUGAAGAAACCACUUCUGUAGCAAGGUUUAUCCGAGCUACGUCAACGGAAGAAGCCUCCAGUAGCCAGACACUGGCCAUCGCGCUGGGAGUGACGUUUGGCAUCCUCGGCGUCGCCAUCAUCAUGGCCAUCCUCGUGAUGGUAGCCCUGAAGAGCAAGAAGGGUUCAGCAACAAUCAGCCCAGAAGAGUAACCGGGGAACAAGGCAGACGUCUCCAAUACUGAAGGGAUGCAGGUCUUCUCAAGAUACAUUGUUUUCGGAAUUAAGAUUAUUUUUUUGAAAAAUGCUAUGAAAAUUCUGUGAUCUAAAAAUGUAUAUUAGCAAAGAGAGGUAUUUCUGAUAACAGAUGAUAUUUACUAUGUAUACGAAAUAGAAGACUACAGUCAGUUGGAUGUUUACGGUUAGCUUCUGUAAUCAUCGCCUAGAGGGACUACCUUAGUGUGGACGUCUUUAUACAGAACCUGCUAUCCGCAAGCAGUUGUCAAGCAACUAGGACUCAGUGCCAGCUUCUUUUCCCACAUGUUUUGGAGGAAAGAUCCCACUAUUAGGUAGAUAACCUGAUUUGUACCGAACGAGUGGAUUCUGUGAAUCUUAUUUGAUGAUGAAGCCACUACUACUAGGUACAAACCAUGGGCCGAAAAUGGGAUCCAAUGAAUCCGAAACAUCUAUUAAACCGCAAACAAUGCAAAUGUUAUCAAGACCUUUAAUAAUUAUUGCAAGCCUUCCUUUUCAUGGGAAGUAUGUUACGGAGGACUUUGGUACUGACGAUCGUUGCUAUCUUGGAAGAUUCAACUGUUUAAGGGUUUGCAAAGGUUUAUGGAAUUGAUCCGCACUGUAUCACAGGGAUAUUGUUCUGAUGACAAGGCGGUGAUUAGAAAAGUAAUUUGUCCUUGACAUCCUGCGGAUAUUGACGAACAAAAUGUCUUCUUACGUGCCAUAAUAUACAUACCGUGAUGUCUUCGUGCCACUGUUGUAACUUGAGUCCGUCCCGUUAGAAUCAAAACUCACCAAAUGUAGCACAAACUACUCAGAGAGGAAAUAAGUCAAAGUCAUGGAAGCGCAUGGUUAACUUCCCGCUUUCUUAAACGUCAUAGAAAUAAUCAGUGUGAGUUACUACUAGUGUAUGAAAUAUCUGUCCAUAUGUGCAUUUAAGUACUCUAGGAAAGCUCAAUAUAUCAUUGUUUAUAUUAUAGUUUGUAAAUAUGGAUGCUGAUUGUGUGAUUCCUUCAGGAUGAUACAGUGUGAAGCUAUUGUUUUUUAUAAUGAGCCAUUGAAAAUUAUUCAAUGUGUGUGAUUUAAUUGUAUCUACCGCCAGUUCAUAUUUUUCCGAAUGGCGCAAGAGAUACUAUGAUGUGUUUGUCAUAGAUAGCAACGUUUGCACCUUCUUGUACAGAGCUUUAAUGGCAUGUUGCUGCGUAAGAUAUAACUAAGCACAGUGCAAUGUUGAGUUUUGAAUAUGGACAUGUGAUAUGCUGCCUGUUCAGGGAGAUGUGUGGUAUAUCGAAUCAAGGAAAAGAUUUGGGUGUACAAAAUUCAAGGUGAUACUUUUUCUAAUAAAGCCUCAAAAGAAA
Molecule: messenger RNA, 6842 nt
Organism: Branchiostoma floridae (Florida lancelet)
Lineage: Eukaryota; Metazoa; Chordata; Leptocardii; Amphioxiformes; Branchiostomatidae
Product: mucin-like protein
Exons: 38
Biological process (GO): cell-matrix adhesion
Molecular function (GO): calcium ion binding
Source: RefSeq, a predicted model, not a curated record